This is a messenger RNA of Lotus japonicus, 2238 nucleotides long. RefSeq names its product transmembrane 9 superfamily member 1-like. The transcript has 12 exons. Bases 92 to 1843 code for a protein of 583 amino acids. The record is from RefSeq and is a predicted model, not a curated record. Gene Ontology annotation, biological process: protein localization to membrane. Gene Ontology annotation, cellular component: endosome; trans-Golgi network; membrane. NCBI's taxonomy places the organism in Eukaryota, Viridiplantae, Streptophyta, Magnoliopsida, Fabales, Fabaceae.
AAAUUGAGUAUUAUUAUCAGUGGGUGGCAGGCACGGAGAGAGAGUGAGUCUGAGUCUGAAAUCUUCAAGGGCAAGUCCUCCUCGAUCCGCCAUGUUCUUCAGAUUCUCUCUCUUGUUUCUCUUCCUCUCUGCGGCGGCCUUCGCUUCCGAGUCAGAUCACAGGUAUCAACAAGAUGACCCGGUUACCCUUUGGGUGAACAAAGUUGGUCCGUAUAAUAAUCCACAAGAAACAUACAACUAUUACAGCCUCCCAUUUUGCCGUCCACCUGGUAGUGCUGGACACAAAUGGGGUGGUCUCGGUGAGGUCCUGGGUGGCAAUGAACUCAUUGAUAGCCAAAUUGAGAUCAAGUACCUAGUAAAUGUGGACAAGACCACCUUUUGCCGUUUGAGUCUCAAUGAGGCAAAUGUCAAACAGUUCAAAGAUGCAAUCGAGAAUAAUUACUGGUUUGAAUUCUUCAUGGAUGAUCUUCCAUUAUGGGGGUAUGUUGGCGAGCUACAUCCUGAUAAAAACAGUGACAAUGGAAAGCAUGUCCUUUACACACACAAGAACGUCAUUGUUAAAUACAAUAAGGAUCAGAUCAUUCAUGUGAAUCUUACUCAUGAAGACCCAAAGUCUUUGGAAGUAGGAAGAUCUUUGGACAUGACAUAUUCCGUCAAAUGGAUUCCUACUAAUAUCACUUUCAGACGCCGAUUUGAUGUAUAUCUAGACUAUCCGUUCUUUGAGCAUCAGAUUCAUUGGUUCUCCAUUUUCAACUCUUUCAUGAUGGUCAUCUUUCUAACUGGAUUGGUGUCAAUGAUAUUAAUGCGGACUUUGAGAAAUGACUAUGCUAAGUAUGCUCGGGAAGAUGAUGAUUUGGAAACUUUGGAAAGAGAUGUUAGUGAAGAAUCUGGCUGGAAACUUGUGCAUGGUGAUGUUUUUAGGCCUCCUCGCUAUUUGAUUCUUCUUUCAGCAGUUGUUGGCAUAGGUGCUCAGCUUGCAACGCUGGUUCUUCUUGUCAUCUUGUUAGCUAUUGUUGGGAUGCUGUAUGUUGGGCGAGGAACCAUUGUCACAACCUUCAUUGUAUGUUAUGCUCUCACGUCAUUCAUUGCUGGUUAUGUGAGUGGGGGGAUGUACUCGCGAAAUGGGGGUAAAAAUUGGAUUAAAUCCAUGAUUCUCACAGCUUCACUGUUCCCAUUCUUGUGCUUUGGAAUUGGAUUUAUCUUAAACACAAUUGCUAUAUUCUAUGGAUCUCUAGCAGCCAUCCCCUUUGGUACAAUAGUUGUUGUCUUUGUUAUAUGGGCUUUUAUCUCUUUCCCUCUAGCACUUCUUGGCACAGUUGUUGGAAGAAACUGGAGUGGCGCUCCAAAUAAUCCCUGUCGUGUAAAGACCAUUCCUCGUCCCAUUCCUGAGAAGAAGUGGUACCUCACACCCUCUGUAGUUUCUAUGAUGGGAGGAUUGCUUCCCUUUGGCAGCAUAUUCAUUGAGAUGUAUUUUGUAUUUACUUCCUUCUGGAAUUACAAGGUGUACUAUGUCUAUGGCUUCAUGCUACUGGUUUUUAUAAUUCUUCUCAUUGUUACCGUAUGUGUGACAAUCGUGGGGACAUACUUUUUGUUGAAUGCUGAGAACUACCACUGGCGAUGGACUUCUUUCUUUUCAGCUGCCUCAACAGCAGUUUAUGUGUAUUUGUACUCAAUAUACUACUACUAUGUGAAGACAAAGAUGUCAGGCUUCUUCCAAACCAGCUUCUAUUUUGGAUACACUUUGAUGUUUUGUCUAGGACUGGGAAUUCUCUGUGGAGCUGUGGGUUAUCUUGGUUCGAAUUUGUUUGUGAGGAGGAUCUACAGAAACAUCAAGUGUGACUAAGGCUUUUGUGCGAGUCUGAGUCGAGACCAGAGCAAUUUCAUAUGAUGGUUACGUUACGGGAGACAAUAAAUUGUUGAAGGAAAGCCUCUGGUCAUAUGUGGAGGACCAAAGCAUGUUUACAGGUUGUAUCACAGGGUUUUAAGGAUGGGGGAUGUAUUCUUUCUCUGUAUUAGGGAAGCCCUGAGAUUUUUUUCCCCUGGCUGUAAUUGAAAGCCUUUAGUGAAUGCAGGCAGGCACUACUAUAAUUUAGAUAGCAGCUAGCAAAAUAUCACUGUUGUGGUCACUUUUUUUAUCCUUUUAUAAAUAGGUACUCGAUUGAGGGGAUGAAGUAUCGGAAAUGAAUUUUGUGCUUCUGAAUUUUGUAUCAAAAUCUAUCUAUCUAUCCGUUCUAACAA